Molecule: messenger RNA, 984 nt
Organism: Paramecium octaurelia
Lineage: Eukaryota; Ciliophora; Oligohymenophorea; Peniculida; Parameciidae
Source: the annotation of a GenBank genome assembly
AUGAAUUAAUAAAAAAUUCUAUUAAAAGAACAAAUUGGAGUUGGCUUUUCAAGCAAUCUGCAUCUAUGUGAUUAUCAAGGCAAAUAAAGUGUAGUAAAGAUUUACAAUAUAAAUUAUCCAAAUAAAUUCAGAAUGAAGGAAAUCAAAAUAUUGAAAAGUCUAGAUCAUCCCCAUAUCUUAAAGAUGGUUGAUCAUGAUCCUGAUUACAACUACAUAAUUUUUGAAUAACUUAAGACUGAUUUUUUUACAAUAGUUGAAAAUUACAAUAAAUUGGAUGUUAGAGCAGUGAAAUAAAUCCUUCUAGAUUUAGGUAAGGCUAUCCAAUACCUUCAUAAACUUGAUUAUGUUCAUCGAGACAUCAAAUUACAAAAUGUCAUGCUUAACAACCACUUACAAAUCAUAUUAAUAGAUUUUGGUUUUGCUGAUAUUGUAGAUGACUAAAAUGAUAGCAUCAGGAGUUGUGGAACAUAAAAUUAUAUGUCACCAGAAUUACUAAUUCCCUAAAAAUAUAUAAAAUCAAAUCUGUUAAAAAAAUCUGACGUUUUUGCAUUGGCUGUCCUAAUAUUCACUCUCUAUUUUGGAUUUCCUCCAUUCUCUAAAGCCACUGUAGAAUGUCCCUAUUGGAGGUUUAUAACUUAAAAUAACUGGGAGACAUUUUGGAAAAUAGUAAAUAGAAAUUCUAAAUUAAAAGACAUUUUAUUUUAAGAAUUAUUUGAAAAUAUGAUAUCACCUAAUCUCGNGAAAAUAAAAUAAUUUAAUAAAGGUCUACACAAUUUACCUAAACCUUUAAAUGUGACUGAAUUAGCAAAAAUACUAGUACAGAAAUCAAUCAAUAAACCUGAAAAUAAAAAUGCCUAAAAACAGGGAUCUAGGAAUCAAAUCAAUCAUUCUCAUAUAAGUCUUAAGGAAGUUAUUCUGAAAAGAAAAAGCAGCAUAAGAAUAUGUCAGCGAUCUUAAUGUCAAGAUCACAAAAAACAAUAUUGA